UGGGAAUUAUAAAACGGCGAGCAGAAAAAUUAAUAUCACAAGUAUCUUCCAACAUGUCAAGCAGAACAGUUCUAGUGCUAUUGGCUGUCAACGUGUUGUUGGUUCAGUCAAAACCAGCAACCCUUGAAAAUGGCGCUCCUUCAUCGACAGGUUCAGAGGAACAAAAUCUCGACAGCUUGAUCCAACGGUUGCAAAUGCAUCCAACAUCCUCCAAUGUCGUCCAAGCCCAAGCCCAAGUUUCUUCUGCUGCCGCAAACAAUCAGCAUGUCGCUCUCAAUGAACUACUAAGAAACCAAAACUUCGUUGAGAAGCUCGUCGAGUUCUUGCAACGGUUCCAGCAAGUCUACCAAAUUCUGUUGAACGGACAACCUGGAUCCCAGAACGCAUCGCCUAUACCGAACCUACCAUUGCCUACUAACUUGAACCAAGCUAGCGUGCGUGGAUUAUUCAACAACCCAUCGUUCAUGAACUUCUUGGAUGGAUUACUACAUAACAGCCAAGGCUCCACCUUCUUCUCCCAAUUCUUAGGCAAUCAAGCAUCGCCCGUUGCCUCACAAAUCCAGCAAGUUGCACCAUCCCAAUCCCAUGUUACCACCACUCAGUUCACAUCGAGCCAACAAACCAGCUCCUCACAGAGUGGAGUCAACAACCUACCUGCCAACCCCACUUCUUCAAACAACGUUGCAACUGUUGUAUCAAACACCGUAGUCAACAACGCUGCUCCAUCUAUUGUUGAACAUCAGGAGUCUAGUAAUGUUGCUUCUUCAGAUCAACAGGAAGUUUUUGUCAAUGGCCAUUCCAGACCUGUGAUCGCAGCGGUACCGCAGAACACAGCUUUCAACGCUGAAUCAUCUGUUGUUGUCAGUGAAUCUCAUACUUCUUCGAACGCAGCACCUGUUGCUGGUACAGUGGCUAAUAACCCUGCUCCAUCAGAAUCAGCAGCAACCGGAUCAUUUGGAAAUGAAGGAAUCCAAACAGAAGAACAAGCUCCCGCUCUCGACGCUAGAUUUGGAAAUGCUCCCCGUGAUAUCAAACAGAUCAUCAUAACUGAAGUGGACAGUGAUAGCUCGACACGGCCAGUCGGUCCAUCAUCCCAAACCUCGAACGGUCAGAAUUUCGUGGUUAGCAGCAGUAGUGGAUCGUCUGAUGAACAAUCCGUACACUCCAACGAAGCCACAUUGGAUAAACUUCUUGGAUUCGGUAACAAUGUGGCAGCUGUAGCACCUCAAAGUGACGUAGUUAGCCACUCAAGUUCCUCCUAUCAUUCUGUACAAUCCAGCCAGGUCAGCGGUAACGGCAUACCACCAGUACAAGUGCCUUUGGUGCAAAAUAUUGCUACGUCCAGUAGCAAUGACCAACAACAGAUUCUGAACAGUCUGCAACAACAAGCUUCGAACUCUCAAACUUUUGCUAGUGGAUCAAACGAAGCUGUUCACACAAGCGAAGCCCUAUUGGAGGAGUUGCAGAAUAACCACUUCGAUGUCAAACCUGUAGUACCUGACCAAUCCAGCUCUUCCUUCCACUCUGUACAAUCUAGUCAAUCCAGUCAAUUCAAUGGAAAACCACAAGUAACUGGAACUGGACCGUUUGUUGCUUCGGGAAGUCCACUGAAACCUUACCAUGAAGAUGAGGCAGAGAGUAGGCGCCAGGCACAAAAUGCUAGAUACCAAUUUGCUACCCAGGUGAAUGACAACAUCAAUGGCAACUUCCAGCAGAGAGCUGAGGUCAGAGAAGGCACCAAGGUUUACGGAAAAUAUUCCUACGAUGAUGGCUUCGUAUGGCGGACAGUCUACUACCAAGCAGAUGAGAACGGUUAUAGAGUAACAAAGGAAGAAGUGAGUCCGACUCAUAUGACCAAGAGUGUAAAUGGAGAUGCUAAUGUGCAGACAUUCAGUGAUGGAAACGUAGUGAACUAUCACAUUACUAGGAAAGAUAUCGGCACCAAGAAACAAACACAGUAUGGUUAUGGUGUUGGAAGAUCACAAUAGU
Molecule: messenger RNA, 1989 nt
Organism: Phaedon cochleariae (mustard beetle)
Lineage: Eukaryota; Metazoa; Arthropoda; Insecta; Coleoptera; Chrysomelidae
Source: the annotation of a GenBank genome assembly